Messenger RNA from Benincasa hispida (wax gourd), 1215 nucleotides. Its product is annotated as binding partner of ACD11 1. Gene Ontology annotation, molecular function: RNA binding. NCBI's taxonomy places the organism in Eukaryota, Viridiplantae, Streptophyta, Magnoliopsida, Cucurbitales, Cucurbitaceae. The record is from RefSeq and is a predicted model, not a curated record.
GUUAAAUUUUGUUGUUCAGAAUAAAUGAAAAAGCUUUGUAAUCAAACCGUAUCCGUUUCCAGAACUUCCUCAACUCAACCAUUUCUUCUCUUCUUCUCUCCGCCGCUGGAUCUCUUCAAUCAUUUCAUCAUCUUCCUCCGUCUCUAAUCUUUCCUUUCAUUUUCAGAAAUGUCGAUGAGAACUGUCAAGGUCAGCAAUAUCUCAAAAGUUACUUCUGAGAGAGAUAUCAAAGAAUUCUUCUCAUUCUCUGGUGAAAUCCUAUAUGUUGAAAUGCAAAGAGAAACUGAAAAUACUCAGGUUGCUUAUGUUACUUAUAAGGAUUCUCAAGGAGCUGAUACAGCAAUACUUUUGACAGGAGCAAAAAUUGGUGAUUUGUCUGUAACAAUUACUUUGGUCGAGAAUUACCAUCUUCCGCCUGAAGCAAUGUCAUCAAUCCUGGAUAAAAAGCAAACGGUUAUCGGGAUUGCUCCGAAUCAGGCUGAAGAUGUUGUAAGUACAAUGCUUGCUAAGGGUUUCAUCUUGGGGAAGGAUGCUCUAAACAAAGCAAAAGCAUUCGACGAACGACUUCAAUUGACAUCAAAUGCUUCAGCAACCGUCGCUUCCAUUGACCGCAAGAUGGGAAUAACCGAAAAAAUAACCGCAGGGACAGCAGUAGUGAAUGAAAAGGUCAGGGAGAUGGAUGAAAUGUUCCAAGUUACAGAAAAGACGAAAUCCGCCCUUGCAGUUGCCGAGCAGAAGGCAACGAGUGCUGGAACUGCACUUAUGAGCAAUUAUUAUGUGUUAACUGGAGCAGCAUGGUUUUCAAAUGCUGUUACUGCAGUUACAAAAGCUGCUGAGGAAGUGACCCAAAUGACAAAGGUAAAAGUCGAGAAAGCCGAGGAGGAGAAAAAGGAGAGUAUAUACCGCGAAAGAACUGGGAUCAUCAAUAACUUCGCCGAGCUCCAUCUCGACGAGCCUUUACCCGGGGAGCCUGCUAUUGUUCCAGUUAAUUCAGCAGAUAGAUAGAUAGACAGUAAGUUGGUGAAAUUCAUAUGCAUGAAGAAAAACCUACACUUGUGAAUUACAAUGCUUCUUCUUCCCCACAUUGUUGUAUGAUAUUAUACAUUUUCAUUUAGAGGUGCUCCAAUUACAGAGUUUACUUCUUUCUACAGUUGUUCCUUCUCUGGAUGUUGAAAUGUUGUGACAUUCUUUUGAGUAGAAAAAUUGCUUAUUGAA